Baudoinia panamericana UAMH 10762 is the source of this 888-nucleotide messenger RNA. RefSeq lists its product as uncharacterized. Gene Ontology annotation, biological process: regulation of fungal-type cell wall organization; signal transduction; activation of GTPase activity. The transcript is spliced from 3 exons. Lineage: Eukaryota; Fungi; Ascomycota; Dothideomycetes; Mycosphaerellales; Teratosphaeriaceae. Gene Ontology annotation, cellular component: cell cortex. The annotation marks the transcript as partial. Gene Ontology annotation, molecular function: GTPase activator activity. The record is from RefSeq and is a predicted model, not a curated record.
AUGGCAAACGGCGGUCCUGUCACUACCCAGCAAGGUGGCGGUCUACCAAGGCCAGUUGCCUCUGGAGUACACAGUGAUAUGGCGCAGCAGAGAGCUGGAGGCGAUCUGGCGAAGUGGUGGAGGAACUUCACAAGAGUCGAUAAGAGGCCGCAUGAGCAACCAGCCCCUAAUGGCAUCUUUGGUGUGCCGCUUCAGACUUCGAUCAGAUACGCAAACGUCGCGAUAUCCUUGUUCAAUGAUGAAGGCCAGAGCUACAUCUACGGCUAUGUGCCUAUUGUCGUGGCAAAGUGCGGCGUGUUUCUGAAGGAGAAAGCGACCGAUGUGGAGGGCAUCUUCCGCUUGGCAGGCAGCGAGAAGCGCAUCAAAGAGCUCAAGGUAGCAUUCGACUCGCCCGACAGAUACGGCAAAGGCUUGGACUGGUCCGGCUAUACGGUCCACGACGCUGCUAACAUCCUCCGGCGAUACUUCAAUCAAUUACCAGAGCCCAUCAUCCCCUUGGACUUCUACGAGCGCUUUCGGAACCCGUUACGCAACCAUCAGGCGCAAGCAGUGGGGCCCAGUGAAGCACAGAGUCCAAGCGUUGGUGACUUCGAUGACAAGUCGGCCAUCAAGGCGUACCAAAACCUGAUAACCGAGCUACCGCCACUGAAUCGCCAGCUGCUACUGUACAUACUCGACCUACUAGCGGUGUUUGCAAGCAAAUCAGAUCUCAACAAGAUGACCACUGCCAACCUCUCUGCUAUUUUCCAGCCCGGCAUUCUAAGCCACCCCCACCACGACAUGGCCCCUCAGGAGUAUCGCUUGAGCCAGGAUGUUCUGAUCUUUCUCAUUGAGAACCAGGACAGCUUCCUGAUUGGCAUGCAAGGCACUGAAGCCGAUCCAGAAACA